Racocetra fulgida is the source of this 314-nucleotide messenger RNA. Lineage: Eukaryota; Fungi; Glomeromycota; Glomeromycetes; Diversisporales; Gigasporaceae. The record is from the annotation of a GenBank genome assembly.
UCUCGAAAAGAGAGCAGAUAGGCGUGCACUAACGAAUAAAUUAGGACAAUUUCAUGGAUUAUGUUUUGAUUAUGUCAAAGCUGUUGAGCCAGAUGAUAUGGAAGUUAACAGACUUAACCAGAGUCGGCUCCUUCCGGGAAUAAAUGCUUGUUAUUUAAGCCAUUAUCAUAUCUAUGAAUCGAUUAUCGAAAAUGGAUAUAGUAAAUCAUUGAUUUUAGAAGAUGAUGUAGAUAUGGAGCUUGAAAUUUUCGAUAUUAUGUCUAAUAUUCACCUUAUUUUACCUAACGACUGGGAGAUUCUUUAUCUUGGACAUU